ACCGACCGAAUAAGACACAUCCAUUAUUUACCACUGUCGCCUGAAACUCAUCAAUACAGAACCUUUUUCCAGUUAACUGAAAAAGCGGCGCGAGAAUCAGAUCAGACGGCCGAAGUCCCAUCGGAAGAAUCUCAGAGAUGAGAAGAGGAGGAGGAGGAGGAGGAGGAGGAGGAGGACAUGCUUCUUCUGGGAAUUACAGAAACCCAUGUUUGACUAUGCACCAACCAUGGGCUUCUUUGCUGGUUUAUGGCAUCAAGCGCGUCGAGGGCAGGUCCUGGCCUUCCCCUAUCAGAGGCCGUCUUUGGAUUCAUGCUGCUGGUAAGGUUCCUGAUGAGGCUACAAUUAAAGCAAUGGAAGAAUUUUACAGGGAAAUUUAUGCAGUUGAUGGAAUCACGGAUCUUAAAUUUCCGGAACAUUAUCCGGUUUCAAGACUUUUAGGGUGUGUCGAAGUGGUUGGAUGUCUUAGACGCGAAGAACUUGCAUCCUGGGAGAUGGUACCUGAAGGGGUGAGGUUGGAAGCAUUAACUGAUAUGUGUUGGCUUUGUGAGCAACCACAGAAACUGUUAGUUCCGUUUGAGAUGCGUGGCUACCAAGGUGUCUAUAACUUGGAAAAGAAGAUAUAUGAAGGUGCAAUUAGAGGUCUUUCCCCAGUUAAUAGUCCCCUUCCAGUGAAGUUUCCACUUCCAAAUCCACAAGAUCCAUUUUCGUUGAAACCAGGAUCUAUCUCUGUGCAUGUCCCUGUAUCUAGAACAUCUGAAGUUGAGAUAUCAUCGAGUCUCACUGCAGCCAUAGCUGGUGCCCGUGCUGCAGCUACACAGUUCUCCAAGAAAGUUCAAGAUGCACCGACAUCUAUAACGACCCUUCCAUUAAAGGGUCAAUCUGUUGAUGAGGAUACAAUGCCAUCUGCUAACCUCAGUAAGACCUCUAAUAAGGGGGCAUUGACACCUAAUGACAAGGAGCAAAUAAGUCCCAUUGAGCACGAGGGAAUCGGCAGCCACAGCCAACCUUAUUCGGGAGGUUUGAGACCUCAACCUGGUGCAUCUUCUAAGGGCAGCGGUCAGCCUAGAGGGGAGCGCACAAAGCGGAAGCGAGGCUUUGGGCUUGAGUAAUGCAAACAUUGCGGUGGGUGAGAGUGAUGAAGCCAUGAUGAUUCUUCAAUUAUUCUUCGAAGGUGGAACUCUGUUGCAAAUAUCAUGCGUUGCUUGCAGCAGCAAGAUGUUAUGGCAAAGUGGAUCUUCAACUUGGAAUAUGCUUUUCUACAUCCUUGCAUUGUAUUGUAUCUGUAAUCUGUAGCUAGGAAUGGUUUGUGUUUAGUUUAGGGUGACGAGAUAAGUACGGGGUUGUUUGGUAUCCUUCUUGGAUCCAAUUUUUUUGCCUUCGAAACUAUUAAGUACCAAGUAAUUUAGUAGCAUUCAUCGUUUUUAAAAACUACAAAUGUAGUUUAGUGCGUUGGAUUGUGGUAAAGUGCUGAAAUUCGGGGAAAAUUUAAUUGAAAAAUUGCAUUUGGGUAUUUGGCAUUGUGCAACUUAUACAGAAUUUAUUCCUUUUCCAGUUU
Molecule: messenger RNA, 1555 nt
Organism: Pyrus x bretschneideri (Chinese white pear)
Lineage: Eukaryota; Viridiplantae; Streptophyta; Magnoliopsida; Rosales; Rosaceae
Exons: 8
Coding region: 138-1109 (323 amino acids)
Biological process (GO): positive regulation of DNA-templated transcription
Cellular component (GO): nucleus
Molecular function (GO): transcription coactivator activity
Source: RefSeq, a predicted model, not a curated record